This is a messenger RNA of Syzygium oleosum, 1231 nucleotides long. RefSeq names its product transcription factor bHLH96-like. Gene Ontology annotation, molecular function: DNA-binding transcription factor activity, RNA polymerase II-specific; protein dimerization activity; RNA polymerase II cis-regulatory region sequence-specific DNA binding. The record is from RefSeq and is a predicted model, not a curated record. Lineage: Eukaryota; Viridiplantae; Streptophyta; Magnoliopsida; Myrtales; Myrtaceae. Gene Ontology annotation, biological process: regulation of transcription by RNA polymerase II. The transcript has 3 exons. The coding region runs from base 72 to 935 and encodes 287 amino acids.
CCACAUUAAACUAAUCUAUCAGCUUUUUGACAUUGCCUUGAUUCAGAAAGAGAGAGAGAGAGAGGGAGGGAAUGGCACUUGAAGCAGUGGUCUUUCCCGAAGACCCCUUUAAUUAUUAUAAUUGCAAAGAAGUCCAAAGCUUGUUGGGAGAGAGUUGGAGCUUUGACUUUGGUGAUCAAGAGCAGUGUGGGAACAACCAUUUCCUUAGUAUUCCAGAGAGCCAAACAGAAGACCAUGAAUGUAGUGAGUGGAAUCAUCAGCCAAAUGUAUCAUCGACGGCUGUGAUUGACCGGCCGAAGCGGCGUCGGUUCAAGAGCAGGAAGAACAAGAAAGAGAUGGAGAGUCAGAGGAUGGCUCACAUUGCCACCGAGAGGAAUAGAAGAAAGCAGAUGAAUGAGCAUCUCUCUGUUUUACGUUCUCUCAUGCCCGACUCUCACGUCCAAAAGGUUGAUCAAGCAUCAAUUAUAGGAGGGGCCAUCAAUUAUGUCAAAGAGCUAGAGCAACAAUUGCAGCAGCUUGGUGCUCACAAAGAAAUGGAAGGACAAAGUUCAAACUGUGGAGAUAACACCUCCUCUCCUUUCUCUGAAUUCUUCACCUGUCCACAGUACUCGACAAGCCCGGGUCAAGGCAAUGACUCGGUGCCCAUGAACGAGUGGAUGGCCUUCACUCAGUCUGCAAUCGCUGACAUUGAAGCGACCAUGGUGGAGACCCAUGCAAAUCUCAAGGUAAGGUCAAAGAGACGACCCAAGCAGCUGCUGAGGUUGGUUUCUGGGUUGCAGAGUGUGGGACUCACUGUGCUACACCUCAAUGUCACCACAGCUGAAAACUUUGUUCUCUACUGUCUCACUCUCAAGGUUGAAGAUGAUUGCAAGCUGACUUCAGGGGAUGAAAUUGCCGCAGCUGCGAAUCAGAUUUUGAGUAGCAUUCAAGAGUGAGGGAGUCUUUCUUUGAUCUUGAGAACCCUGAAGAUGGAUUUAUGUCUUACUCUCCCUCUCUCUCUCUCUCUCUCUCUCUGAAUUCAAUAUUUCGUUUAUCAGGAGAUGAGAUGCGGAUCUUCUAGAAUCUCAGUCUGUAUCAAGUUGCAGAACUGGCAACUGGCAACUGAUGUCAUUUAGCACACGAUUUCUGUCGAGUCUCUUGAAGUGGUACUCUUGGUUGCUGUUUGGAGGAGAAUAGCCCUUCACAUGAGCAUGUCUUUCCACUAAUGGAAUGCAAAUCCCGCUAUCUGCAA